AAUGGGCGCUGUCUCCUUUUGCAUGUAUUAUGCAAUGAGGCUGGAGCCCCCUCCAGGUUUUCCUUCGGCGGAGCAAGCAGGGAAGCGCUGGCUAUACCGAGGAGGAGAAGAUUGGUUUUCUGCAGCAGCAUCUUCCCGGUUCUUUCCGCCCAGCCUCGAUCCACCAGAUUUUUUCUCCCAUUGCGACGGUCGGUAAGCCCGGCCAAGGAUUGGGUUGUUGUUUUUUGCCCUUUUCUGCCAUUGCAUGACUGCCCAAUGGUGUAGGAGGCAGGUGGCAAUGGAUCUAGGAGUCUACCAGCUCAGGCACUUCUCCAUUUCCUUCUUGUCAUCUCUGCUGGGCACCGACAGCUCUGCCCUGAGGCUCGACAGUAGCUCCUCCGGUGCGAGCGUCGUAGCGAUAGACAACAAAAUCGAGCAAGCCAUGGAUCUUGUAAAGAGUCAUUUGAUGUAUGCUGUAAGAGAAGAAGUGGAGGUUCUCAAAGAGCAGAUCAAAGAGCUAAUUGAGAAGAACAACCAACUGGAGCAGGAAAACACCCUUCUGAAAACACUGGCCAGUCCAGAGCAGCUGGCCCAGUUCCAAGCACAGUUGCAGACGAGUUCUUCACCUGCAUCCUCCCAGCCACAAGGAACAACUCAGCAACCUUCCCAGCCAGCAUCACAAGGCUCAGGACCCUCAGCAUAGUCUGCAAUGUCUUGGGCUUAAGUGUUCUGGACUCACCCAGGCAGGACUUCCAGGAAAGCGUAGCCCACUCCAUCCUGCAUGCUGCCACCCAGUCAUGAAGACUCUUCUGUGCCUCUGCGUACAUAGUCACAGAAUGUAUUCUUUUUCAGUAUUAAGCUAUUCAUCAGGAAUAGGGGAGCUUCUUUUUAAUAUUUUUAAGUUGUGGGGGGAAAGUGUCUCAUAAAUGUUCAGGGAAUUAGCACAAAUGCACUGGGAACUUGAGUGGCUUGUGCAGGCGGCUGGCUGCUAAGACACAUGGAUCUGUGUGCCUAAAGCUUUUUUCCUUAAGAUCUUCCUUCCAUGUAGCACCACAAUGAAUGUGAGUGCUAUCAGCAUGGAAAUAGGAAGAAAUCUGCUGGGAUAAUGGGAUGAAGACCCAUUUCUCAACAUUCCACCCAAGAAGCCAAAGUAGUGACUGAUAAAAAAGGACCUUAGGGAAACGUGGAAAGAAAUAAUUUUUGGCUUUCAAUGCCUGUAUCCUUAAAAUGCAGAUAAUGCACUCAUUGUUUUCUGUAGCCAAGGAUGGGUGCAAAAAGUGGUAUUUCUAGGAUGAGAGCAGGUAGGUGGUAAAUUGCUGUGACAUACGAUCAUAAAAAUGAAGGUUUAUUUGCUUCAUGUAUAUUUGUGUAUUUAGUGUAAUUACUUUGUAAAAUAGGAAUUGUAACUACUCAUUAAGUUGUACAGAGUGAAUUUAAAAGAAUGAACUGAACAAGUUUGGAUAGGGUUUUUUAUUUUAUUUUUGAUGCUACAUGAAAAUUUGCACCUACGCAGCUUUUCAGAAAUUGGCUGAUGCUGUUUAUGUAUGUUCUGAAAAUUGCCUUGAGGCUGAAUACGUUGAAAUCCAACUCUGUUCGCUGUAAAUCAGUUUCCUGCAGGGGGAAUCAAUUCACAAAAGCAAACUUAAAAACAAUUCCUCACUAUGUUUUUUGCAUACAAUCUGUAUAGUAGUAUGCAUAUGUUCCUGUGCAUGUUCUUGAGAGAGAAAAGGAAAAUCGUAAAAUGUCAGUAUAUUUAACUAUUGCACUUCUCAACUUCCAAUAAAGCAUAAAACAUUGAUUUAGAA
Rhineura floridana is the source of this 1784-nucleotide messenger RNA. RefSeq names its product TSC22 domain family protein 1. Lineage: Eukaryota; Metazoa; Chordata; Lepidosauria; Squamata; Rhineuridae. Gene Ontology annotation, biological process: regulation of transcription by RNA polymerase II. The coding region runs from base 245 to 682 and encodes 145 amino acids. The record is from RefSeq and is a predicted model, not a curated record. The transcript is spliced from 3 exons.